Nerophis lumbriciformis (worm pipefish) is the source of this 1119-nucleotide messenger RNA. The record is from RefSeq and is a predicted model, not a curated record. Lineage: Eukaryota; Metazoa; Chordata; Actinopteri; Syngnathiformes; Syngnathidae.
AUGGAAACGGUCACCACCCGCCAUGUUUCCUCGCUGUGCUUGACAGAAUGUCAAGAUGAGUGUAAAGGAAAAGUUUGUGUCUGUUCUUUCUCCACAGACCAGGCUUUUGUGACAUUAGCUACCAAUGACAACUAUGCAAUGGGAGCCAUGGUUCUGGGCCAGUCCCUGCGCAGACACAAAACCUCCAAAAAGUUGGCAGCCCUCAUUGGGCCACAUGUGUCAGAACCCUGCCAGUCCGUGCUGAGGAGGAUCUUCGAUGAAGUUCGGCUGGUCGACUUGUUGGACAGCAAAGAUGCGGCCCAUCUGGCCUUGAUGCAGAGGCCCGAUUUGGGUGUCACCUUUACCAAACUCCACUGCUGGACACUCACGCAUUAUUCAAAGUGUGUCUUCAUGGACGCAGACACUCUGGUGCUUUCGAAUAUAGAUGAGCUCUUUGACAGAGAAGAACUGUCAGCUGCCCCCGAUCCUGGCUGGCCAGACUGCUUCAACUCUGGUGUGUUUGUUUUUCGCCCGUCUGUGGAGACUUAUGACAAACUGCUUCAGUACUGCACGGAACACGGCAGCUUUGACGGGGGAGACCAGGGAGUUCUUAACGGCUUUUUCAGCAAUUGGGCCACAGCUGACAUUUCCAAACACCUCCCGUUCAUCUACAACCUCAGCAGCAUCGCAAUUUAUACGUAUCUACCGGCAUUCAAGCGCUAUGGCAGCAACGCCAAGGUGGUCCACUUCCUGGGGAAGACCAAACCUUGGAGCCAAGGAUUGGACGCAAAAACAAAAGAGCAGUCCUCCGGGAGCACGCACCCCUCCUUCCUCCUAGACUGGUGGGCUGUGUACUCCACAAGCGUGGUGCCUAUGCUAAAAGAGCAAUACGGAGACCAGGCCUUCCACUCAGAAUGUGUCGAGCAGUUCCCCUACAAUGACAUGGUUACUUUUCGGAGAACGCAGGCCGCGGAGGGCCUUGCAUCUGCAGCCGCUGCACUCCACCUGUCACCUCCACCGCUGCAACCGCAGCCGUCUUCUGAAGAGCGCAAGCAGAAAUGGGAGCAAGGCCAGGCGGACUAUAUGGGGACAGAUUCCUUUGACAAUAUCAAGAGGAAGCUUGAUACUUUCCUUAAAUGA